CAAAUACCUGUGAUUCUUAAGGCUUUUAUUACAAAUAAACUUAUUCUUUAAUCAUUUGGAUUAAAGAAAUUACUGAUUUAUCAUGGUUAGUUGGCAGAGGACUAAGAUAAGUAUGAAAUCCAUUUCUAAUAUGGCCAGUUUGAUAACUACAUUUGAAAAUCUGUUUCAUUGCUUUUUUUUUCUUAUAACAUUGUUUCUUGCUGUUUUAACUAAGCUGUCCUCCCUGCAGAUUGACUUUUUCAUCCGACAUCCUAGACUGAUCAGGUCAAUGUUUUCUAAACAGCACAUGUACAUAGCUAUUGCACCCUGUUUCUAUUCCUUCCCAUUAGAUGCUCUGUUCCACUCAUGUUCUGUUCAAUUAGAGCUGUGGUUUUGUUGUGAUAAUUAUUUUGAUUGUAUGAAAUGGGGGAGACUUUGAGAAAAUUAUUGAGCCAAUAGUGGAACUGGUUGAUCUAUGCUUCCAUGAUUUAUUUAGUUUACUCCCUACUUUGCAAUACCAGGGGAGAAUUAAAUUCUUCCCAUUUCCUGAAAGUUGAAGGAGGGAAUAUAAGAGACUGAAGGGAAGGAAACCAUAAUCUCACCCCAAAAUUAACUUAAUAAUGUCAGGAAGGGCUUUGAUGAAACCACUGGCCCUGCUUAUAGAUCUUAUUUUCCAAGCCUUUCAUUAUUUUAUUUGCCCUUUUCUGAACUCUACAAUUUCCCUCUCUUGUAGCUGGUUCGAUGCCCAGAACUGAAUGCUGUGUUCCAGCUGUGGCCUCACCGGUGCUGAAUAGAGAGGAAGAGCCACCUUCAUAGCUUACAUGAGCUGGAGUCAGAUGGCAGCACUAUGGAGGACUAUUCACAGGAGGACUGGGGAAACCACAGUCAGGAUCUCCAUGGCUAUCCAACAGAUCAGGAAUUGGAUGAAAUACCUGUCACAAAGAGAACAUUAAAAAUUAAACAGGAGUCUUCUGAAGAGGCACAGAAGCGAGACAUCAUGCAGAAUAUUGUGCAGAUUUUGGAGUCAGUACAAUUGAAAUGGGAACUGUUUCAGAGCUGGACAGAUUUUUCAAGGCUCCAUCUUUCUAAUAAACUGGCCAUUUUUGGAAUUGGUUAUAAUACCCGUUGGAAAGAGGAUAUCCGUUACCAUUAUGCUGAGAUCAGCUCCCAAGUGCCCCUUGGCAAGCGACUUCGGGAAUACUUCAACUCUGAAAAGCCUGAAGGUCGGAUCAUUAUGACCCGAGUGCAAAAAAUGAACUGGAAAAAUGUUUACUACAAAUUUUUAGAGAUCACUAUUAGUGAAGCUAGGUGCCUGGAGUUGCACAUGGAAAUCGACUGGAUACCAAUUGCCCACUCCAAACCAACUGGUGGGAACGUUGUUCAGUAUUUAUUGCCAGGAGGCAUUCCCAAAAGUCCAGGCCUUUAUGCCAUUGGCUAUGAAGAAUGUAUUGAGAGGCCCCUCUCACCCCACAUGGAGCGACAUUCUGUGGACCCAGGAAAAGAGGGCAGGGUUGACCUGGAAACCCUGUCAGCACAAGCCUCAUUACAGGUGGAAAUAGAACCCACCCGAAUUAUCUAUUGCUACCUCGGAAUUGCUGAGGUUCGGACUCUGCAGCAGUGUUUAUUUUUACAUUUCCAAGCAAAUACCAAAACCUUCAGCAAAGAUUGGGUUGGUAUAAAUGGGUUUUUGUCUCAGAACUGUAUUGUGGAUCCUGGCGUUUCCCCAAAAUCCAUCUAUAUCAAGUUUGUAGAAGUAGAGAGGGAUUUUCUUUCCGCUGGCUCUUUAGUUGAAUGCCUGGAAAAAGCCAUUGGAUACCCCUUAAAAUUUAAUAACUGAGUGUCAUCCUUCGUAAGGAUUUGGGCUCUUAUCUCUCUCUCAUACUCCAUUACCCAGGCCCUUCCUCAUUCAGAUGCUGCCAUCAGAUUCUUCCUGGGGACUCUCCACAUUUGGGCCAGUACAACCUCUAAGGAAUCAUAGUAGACUUUGGGCAGAAAAAACAGACUUCACCAGAAAAUGCUCAUUUUGAGCAAGCAAGAUAUAUAACAAACUUGUGUGGUGGGUCAGUUAUUUCUUUUUUAAAAAUUUUUUUAAAUGAAUUUUAGAGCCCUAAUUAAACAAAUGUAGGUGCAUUCCAUAUUGGACAAAACUUUGAGUUUCAUAUGAAAUUGAAAAAUUGUAUUUUUUUCACAAUGUUUCAUUUUUACACAUCUCUAUGUCUCUAUAUAAGUAUUAUUUACAAUGCUGAAUAAAUAAGCAAUAGAUAAUGGCAAGUUAAAUCUCGAGUCACACAGAAAAUAAGACUUUUUCAAUAUCACCUUUAGCUACUAUUGUAUAUAAUUUAGAGUUUCAUUUUUUUCACCAACUGUUUUGCUAUUUCCAAUCAGUGUUGCCUGCAAAGAUCUUUGUUUCUGUGAUGUACCAACUUUAUGGUUGUGUUACCAUUUAAACUUAAAAAAAAAAAAUUAAAGUAAUU
Molecule: messenger RNA, 2453 nt
Organism: Fukomys damarensis (Damara mole-rat)
Lineage: Eukaryota; Metazoa; Chordata; Mammalia; Rodentia; Bathyergidae
Gene: Msantd2
Product: Myb/SANT DNA binding domain containing 2
Exons: 4
Coding region: 827-1816 (329 amino acids)
Source: RefSeq, a predicted model, not a curated record